Molecule: messenger RNA, 1428 nt
Organism: Wyeomyia smithii (pitcher-plant mosquito)
Lineage: Eukaryota; Metazoa; Arthropoda; Insecta; Diptera; Culicidae
Gene: Arc42
Product: short-chain specific acyl-CoA dehydrogenase, mitochondrial
Exons: 3
Coding region: 109-1323 (404 amino acids)
Biological process (GO): fatty acid beta-oxidation using acyl-CoA dehydrogenase; butyrate catabolic process
Cellular component (GO): mitochondrion
Molecular function (GO): flavin adenine dinucleotide binding
Source: RefSeq, a predicted model, not a curated record
UUACCUCAACUGUAUUGAUUCGAUCUGUUAUCUUUCAUUAUUUAUUAUUUUUAUUAUAGAUUUUUAGGUCUUGUAAGGAUUUAGGAAUAUAUCUACGUUAUCUAUAAAAUGUUUGCUUUGAGAAGAAGCGCAAAAACAGGAUUUCAAUUAUGGAGCAACCGAUCGAUCGCUAGCUUAUCGGCAUUGUCUGAAACCCACCAAAUGCUGCAGAAAACUUGCCGGGAUUUUGCUGAUAAUGAACUCAUUCCUAUAGCUGCUAAAAUUGACCGGGAGCAUCUCUAUCCAGCAGAACAAGUUAAAAAGAUGGGUGAACUCGGAUUAAUGGCAGUAUCUAUUGCCGAGCAGUAUGGUGGUACUGGGCUGGAUUAUGUUGCGUACGCAAUCGCUAUGGAAGAAGUUUCUCGUGGGUGUGCUUCCGCUGGAGUAAUAAUGUCUGUUAAUAAUUCUCUAUAUCUUGGGCCAAUCGAUCGUUAUGGUACCGAGCAACAAAAGCAGAACUAUAUAGCAGGAUACACCGACGGUAAGAAAGUUGGUUGUUUCGCUCUGUCUGAACCAGGAAACGGAUCAGAUGCAGGGGCAGCGUCAACGGUUGCCACCUUAAAAGGUGACCGUUGGAUUUUGAAUGGAACUAAAUGUUGGAUAACGAACGCUUACGAAGCAGAGAGUGCUGUUGUAUUUGCUACUACGGACAAAAAUUUAAAGCACAAAGGUAUCUCCGCAUUUAUUGUACCGAAAAACAUUAAGGGUUUCACGUUAGGUAAAAAAGAAGAUAAGCUUGGUAUUCGAGGGUCAUCAACAGCCCAGCUAAUCUUUGAAGAUUGUGAAAUCCCGAAAGAAAAUCUUCUCGGCGAGCCAGGUCUCGGUUUCAAGAUUGCCAUGCAAACACUAGAUGCAGGACGCAUAGGCAUCGCCAGUCAAGCUCUCGGAAUUGCUCAAGCAUCUUUGGAAUGUGCGGUUGACUAUGCCAAUAAAAGAAUUGCUUUUGGUAAACCCAUUUCAAAAUUGCAGGCAAUCCAAACUAAGAUUGCAGACAUGGCUGUUAGCCUAGAGUCAGCACGUUUGUUAACGUGGCGGUCAGCAUGGCUAAAGGACAACAAAAAACCCUUCACCAAAGAAGCAGCACAGGCUAAACUUGCAGCCUCCGAAGCUGCUACCUUUUGCGCCCAUCAGUGCAUUCAAAUUUUAGGUGGAAUGGGUUAUGUGUCAGACAUGCCAGCAGAACGGCAUUAUCGGGAUGCUCGAAUCACAGAAAUUUACGAGGGAACAUCUGAAAUCCAACGACUAGUUAUUGCCGGUCAAGUCAUCAAGGAGUUGUCUGGUUAAAACACUCAUGUCUUCAACCAACUUUUUUCUAUUAUAUGUUAAGUAACCGCUUGAUGAAUAUGAUACGUAGAAAGGAACAAUAAAGUUAAUAUAUUUUUCUAAUGA